CUCACAGAGGACCCGGCUAUAAAUACGGCUGCGCGCAACGCACAGUUAGACAUUUUCCCAAAAUCAAACGAAAGACACAACUGAGAAAAGAACCGUGGGAAUCCGGCUUUCACCUUUGAUUAUUCCCUCUGCCUUUCUCUACAUUUUAUAUUCUAUAUUUAGUGUCCAGCUCACUAUGUUGGCCAUGGGUGGAUUAUCUUUGAAGCACGUCGUGGUGGCAGCGCUGUGCUCCGUGCUGGUCACAGGGACGCUGGGGUCCCCGGUGUUGGGGCCAGAGCCGAUUCGAUGCGCCCCGUGUACUCCGGAGAAGCUGAGCCUGUGUCCAGCGGUGGCGCCCGGAUGCGCCGAGGUGUUGCGGGAGCCCGGCUGUGGAUGCUGCCUCGCCUGCGCUCUGACUGCUGGGGAGCUGUGCGGGAUCUACACGGCGCCGUGCGGCUCCGGACUGAGGUGCACCCCGAGACCCGGCGACCCCCGGCCGCUGCACUCCCUCACCCGGGGACAAGCCUUGUGCACGGCGAGCACUGAGCCAGAGGCGACCCCCGAGCCCCAGUCACAAGAUCAGGGAGAGCCAGAGGCUGAGAUGGAGAACACAGCCAUCGUCUCGGAACCCUGCUGCGGCCCCUACCUCCCCGGCCACAGUAAGCCAUUCGACCCGAGGGCUGCCGCCGACGCUCAGGGGAGCAUGAAAGCCAAACUCAUCGCCAUCCGCAAGAAGCUGGUCGAACAGGGGCCGUGUCACGUCGAGCUGCAGAGAGCCUUGGACAAGAUUGCCAAAUCUCAGCAGAAAUUAGGAGACAAAUUAACCAGGUUCUACCUCCCCAACUGUGACAAGCACGGCCUUUAUAAACCAAAGCAGUGUGAGUCGUCUCUGGAUGGACAGAGGGGUCGAUGCUGGUGUGUGAACUCCUGGAACGGCAAGAAGAUUUUAGGUUCGACCGACCUGCCUGCAGAUGCCGAGUGCCCUUAAGUCGAGAUCGAACCACUGACGCGAGAUCUCGCAGAAAGAAAGCAAACAAAAAGAAGCAAGCCACUGAUUUUUCCCUUUUUUUUUUUUUUUUGAUAGCUGUUUAUUUAUUGAUCUUGUCCAUGGUGGUGUUUAAUUCAGGUACACUGUCAUUGUGGGGACUUUGGUUCCCUUCCUCCCUCGACCCGUCCCAAAGAGAAAAAAAAAAAUCUAUUUUUGUUUUUCUGAAAUUUUUUAAAUAUUGAUGCAUUUACUUCUACACUUCAGCCUUAUUUAUUUCAACUUCAAUUCAUUUGUUAUUUGUAAUUAUUUUAUGAGUAUUUAUAUCAUUUGUUUUUUUGCCUUAUUGUUAUUAUUAUAUUAUUAUUUUUAUGGUUGUGUAUAUAAAGUGUAUAUAUGUAUCUUGGUCCCGAGUAACUCCACUGCUGAGUUGAGCUCGCUCUACCCUUAAAGGAGUUGUCUGGAGGUUUGGUUUGUGACGAAACCAAGCAAGAACAAAAAAGCACUGAGUGACCAAAACGAUCAUUUAGAAGUAUCUCUAAAUGUUUUUAUGAUUCAUUUUUCACAUCGUUGCAUUUGUUAUGUCUUAUUUUCUGUUGUGACACAUGAUCAGCUCUUGUCAGUGAAUGCAAAACUCUCAGUCUGGAAAACAAAAAGGUCUCAGAAAACAUUUCCCAUGGUUCCAUGGGGUUACAGAUAGCAUGACAGGCCGGUGCCUCCCUGCGUCGUCGCCUCUCAGACGGGUAUUUCUACAUUAACCUACCUCCAAUAUUUAUGUGUCUGCUGUCAGUUGUGUUGAUGUAUCAGUCUAAAAAAAAAAAAAAAAAAAAAAAAUACUUUACACGUUGCUGUUCUCUCUGACCAAGAACACAUGACCACAAAGAGCGAGUCCCACAGUGAACCAUGACGUGUGACGGCUCGGCUCCACCUACAUGCUGCUGUUGGAGAGAGAAUUAUUGUUUAUGUGAGUCUAUUCCAAAGUGACUAACUGCUCACUCGUGUGUGUGUAUGUACACUUUUUUUUUUUUUUUUUUUGUAAUUGAGAUGUAAUGUAAGAAAAAAAAAGGUGAUAUAUUUAAUAAAAACAUUAACCUCA
Molecule: messenger RNA, 2060 nt
Organism: Larimichthys crocea (large yellow croaker)
Lineage: Eukaryota; Metazoa; Chordata; Actinopteri; Sciaenidae
Gene: igfbp1a
Product: insulin-like growth factor binding protein 1a
Exons: 4
Coding region: 176-967 (263 amino acids)
Biological process (GO): regulation of insulin-like growth factor receptor signaling pathway
Cellular component (GO): extracellular region
Molecular function (GO): insulin-like growth factor II binding; insulin-like growth factor I binding
Source: RefSeq, a predicted model, not a curated record